Alosa sapidissima (American shad) is the source of this 8931-nucleotide messenger RNA. RefSeq names its product capicua transcriptional repressor b (gene cicb). NCBI's taxonomy places the organism in Eukaryota, Metazoa, Chordata, Actinopteri, Clupeiformes, Clupeidae. Gene Ontology annotation, molecular function: DNA-binding transcription factor activity, RNA polymerase II-specific; RNA polymerase II transcription regulatory region sequence-specific DNA binding. The transcript is spliced from 20 exons. Gene Ontology annotation, biological process: regulation of transcription by RNA polymerase II. The record is from RefSeq and is a predicted model, not a curated record. Bases 81 to 7145 code for a protein of 2354 amino acids. Gene Ontology annotation, cellular component: nucleus.
AGAGCGGGAACCUAGCGGGAGAAAGAGGGAACGUAGUGGGGGAGGGAUCAGCUGUAGCCCAGCAUUGCAGCAGGAACAACAUGUCAAUCACUACUGGUAACCAUAGCUCAGUUGCCCUGAUCAGCACAAACAACAACGUAAACAGCAGCUUCAAACACAACUCUGGAAGCAACAACAGUAUGAACAACAGCUUCAGAUGCAACCCUGAAACCAACAACAACUUCAAAAUUGAGAGUGGAGCUGUCAACCCCUCAGUCCAUCAUAGCAUGCUCAAAAGUACAUCAACUAAUCAUAAUGGAACAAAUCACACAACAGCCAAUCACAGUGGAGCUAGCAUCACUUCAGCCAAUCACAGCUCUAGGAGCAGUCCUCCCAGUAGGAAGACAGCCACCUUUAAAGCCAGAGUGCCUAAGAAGAAGUUCAUGUUUAAGCACUGCACAGCUAACGUCUCCGUCCCUGGCCAGUGCCCUACCUCCAGCCCCAUCAUUAACACUAACCCAACCCUUAGCACUAAGGCUAGCUUUAGCCCAAAUCCUAACCCUAAUGUCAACAUUACAGCUAAACCUACCUGUAACGGUAAGGCUAGCCCUACCUCUAUCCCCAACUUUAACUCAACUAAUGCUAAGGCUAGUUCUAGCUGCCACCCCGAUCUUAUUGGCAUCAUUAACACUAAUCCCAUGUGUAAUGCUAAGGAUAGCCCUAGUUCCAACGCCAAACUGGACACAAACAUUGAUGCUAAUGUUCUCUAUAAUGCUAAUUGUAGCCCUACCUCUAAUCCAAAUCCCAGUCUUACCACAGCACAACACAUUAAUGUUAAACUAACCUUUAAUAUGAAGGCUUCUCCUACCUCUAAGCUUAACCCUACCUCCAGGCACAACCCCAGUGCUAGUGCUACCAUCACUUCUACAGCUAGCAGCAGCGCUAAUGCUUACUGUACACCACCCGCCAGUGUUAACGAUAACAUCACUUCUAUAGCUAGCAGCAGUGCUAAUGCUAACUGUAUUCCACACAUCGCUGGGUUUGAGGGCACUAGUGGCUGCAGAGAGAGCAGGACUCACACUAAAAAACACUCAAACUCUUACCAAGAAACACAAGCACACACACACAUAUACUUUGACCAGGAAAUGCAAACACACACACACACAACCUCUGCCAGUGCAGACACACACGCUUUGGGUCUGGACGGGCGGAGGGUGCUGAAGGCCUGCAGAGCGUGGGAGGGGGGGAAGGUGCGAGGGUCGGAGCAGGUGCAGCUGAGCAACGACAGCACAACUCUUCAGGUGCACUGCCUGACCCCACCACCAGGGGGAAGCCCUGAGGUCACUCUGGAUGCCCCUCUGUCCAGCAGCACAGUAAGGCCCCUGGCGACGCGAGUGUGUGCUCCUCAUGGAGAGCGGGAAAGGAGGGAUGGCGGGAAUGCGCCUGCGCCUGAGGAGGACAUGGAGGUGCUACGUCUGAACCUGGGACCUCUGGAGGGCAGAGGUGGGCGCAGGGUUUCCCCUAACCCAGCAGGGGCAUCCCUGCACACACACCUCCUUUCCAAACCCCCCGACUACCCUAGUCCACCCCCAGGUGCACCUCUGGGCCCUCCCCCUACCCAGCCACCACCCCAGCGCUCGCCUGCAACGCCCUUCUUUACCCCGUCUUGCACCCCAACACCCAGCUCCUGCACCCCAACACCCAGCUCCGGCACCCCAACCCCCAGCUCCAGGGCAUCAUCUGUCCCCCCGUCUUGCACUCCGACGCCCCCUUCAGGUCCAUCUCCGCGCUCGCGCACGCCUGCAUCGGGGACAGCGAGAGCUUUGGAGCAGCAGCGCUACCGUAAGGGUGACGUGGUGGUGACCCCUGCCGGCGUGCGGAAGAAGUUCAACGGAAAGCAGUGGCGGCGGCUGUGCUCCCAGGACCGCUGUCUUCGCGAGUCCCAGCGCCGUGGAUACUGCUCCCGCCACCUGUCCCAGCGCACGCGCGAGGUCGAAGGUCGCGCAGGGGUCAGCUCCGGUUCGGGGGCCGCCACACCGUCGGAGAGCAAGGGCGGCAGAGUGAGCAGCGAGCUGGACUGGGAAGAGACGUCAUCGUCACGCGACAGCAGCGAGGGGCGCCGGACGCUGCUGCUGCCUCAGGAUUGGUCUGCGCGGUUCGACAUGGAGGAGUGUGAGGCGGCCAGCAUGUUGGUGUCACUCGGCAGCGGGUCCCGGUCAGCCACCCCCUCCUUCUCACCCGUGUCCAAUCAGUCGCUCUCGCCUGCGCCCUCACCCCUCUUUGGAUUCCGGCCCGCCCACUUCAGCCCCAUCACGCCAGCUCCUCCACCCGCACGUCGCCCCCGGCAACCCAGUGCCCCCCCCAGACCCACUGCAGACCAUGACCGCCGCCCCUCUGCUAGCCACACCCCCCUCCAGAACCUCAACCUUCCCAGCAGCCCCCACAGGGAGCCUCAAUUCACCCCCCACGCCCCGCCCAGCCCCACCCCCUCGCCCCUCUCAGACUCCGCCUCCAGGCAAGGUCCUCCAGCUUCCCAUCAGGCCGUACGGGACUCUCCCGUGAGUGUCCGGAACUCUGAGACCCCGUUGGUCAACUUCACAGAGCAUCUGCUGUUCUGCCCAGACCCCACCCCUGACUCCUCCCAUUCAGAUGGUAGCCACACCUUCCCUCAGCAGGGAUUGGGCCAGCUGCAGGUGCCUGUGCCAAUCAACGCUGCUGAUGCAGCCAAAGGGGCGGUUCUUAUCCGAAGCCCUGCCCCAACCCUUGUGCUGGUUUCCUCUCCGUCUCUGCCAUUCUCCGCCUCUUCAGACUUGACCCCCCAAUCAGGCACCACACUUGCUUGCAUUUCCGUGACACCAGCCAAUCAGGGAGUGCUGCAGCAACCGGUGCCGUGCCACCCCGCCCCCACCGCCCUGCUGCCCCUCCUACUGCCUGCCCCCCGCAAACACCUCGUCAUGGGCCGCCCUGGAACAGUGUGGACCAACGUGGAGCCCCGGUCAGUGCCAGUGUUUCCAUGGCAUUCGUUGGUCCCCUUCCUGGCCCCCACCCAACCAGAGCCAGCGUCUCAGCCGGGGGAGGGACAACAGCCUGUCAAUCAGCUGCAGGCCGCCAGCCUGAAGAAAGAGUUUCAGGGCGGGGUUGUUCAGCUGAAGGAGAGCAGCGAUGGUGCUCCUCAGACCACCACCCCCGUGGAGCCCCAGAACCCCGACCCCCGCGAGCGGGACCGGGACGGCGAGCGCGAGAGACCUGACAGCGAGACCGAGAGCGAUGUGGAUGACCCGUUCUUCCCGGGGGUCAUGCCAGACCCCCCCAUGUCUGUGUCCCCGGUGAAGAGGAGGACACAGUCCCUCAGCGCCCUGCCCAAAGAUGGGGACAAAAACAGCCCAGGGAAGAGGGAGAAAGACCACAUCCGCAGGCCGAUGAAUGCCUUCAUGAUCUUCAGUAAGCGGCACCGGGCGCUCGUGCACCAGCGGCACCCCAACCAGGACAACCGCACCGUCAGCAAGAUCCUGGGCGAGUGGUGGUACGCGCUUGGCCCCAAGGAGAAACAGAAGUACCACGACCUAGCCUUUCAGGUUAAGGAGGCCCACUUUAAGGCGCACCCCGACUGGAAGUGGUGCAACAAAGACAGGAAGAAGUCCAGCUCCGAGGGGCGUGGCUUGGGCGGGGCCAAAGACGUCAGGGAGAGGAGCAUGUCCGAGACCACCGAGCCUCCAUCUGUCUCACUGGGAAUGGACCUGAAAGGGGUGGGGUCUGGGAUGGUGGGUGUGGCCGAUCGUACUGGAGGGGAGGGGCCUGUAAGUCAGCUGACCCGCCCUCGUGCUUUUUCCCAGAGUGCUGUGCACACCCUGGAACGCAGUGAGCGGGGAAACACACAGGCCCUGGCUGAACUGGCACAGAUGUGUGCUGAUGGGGGUCCCCAGCUGUCGGGGCGACUGGGUCCCCUCUCUCGUUCCCAGCGUGGGGUCAGUGAGGACAUGACCAGCGACGAGGAGCGCAUGGUCAUCUGUGAGGAGGAGGGCGACGACGACGUCAUCGAGGAUCCGUACCCUGCCAGUUCUAUAGACCUGAAGUGUAAGGAGCGGGUCACAGACAGCGACAGUGAGAAUGGAUCAGGAGAUGAAGGAGAACGCAAGAGGGUGUUUGCUGGUGUGAUCUGCUCCUCCUCCUCCACCCAUCAUGGGCGAAGCAUUUCUCUCUCUGCCUACCCUUCGCGGCGCUAUGGCGACGGAGAGGCAGUGAGCGCAGAGCGGAAGAGGAAGAGAGGAGCAGAGGGAGGAGAGAGAGAGCGGAAGGAGGGAUGCACCGACGGAGGAGAGGAAGGGGGUGGGGCCAUGCUAUUCCCUGGGGCUGGGCCUGUGAGUUUGGGGGUCUGUCUGCCGUCACGGGGGGCAUCAACCGUGGUGACGAGCGUUGUGCGUCCAGUAGUCAGCACCCCCAAAGCCCCUCCUACCACACAGUUCCUUAUUGGACCAGCAUCUGGGGGGGGAGGAGCUGGGUACUCCUCCUCCUCAUCGACCAAUCCCAUGGCUGCGGGGGCGGUCCCUGGAGGACUGGUGACCAAUCUGGUGGUGGGAGGGCCCUUUUCAUCUCAGCCUGCUGUGCAGCUCAUAAACUCCUCCCUUCAGGGCUCCGCCCACUCCCAGAAUAACGGCCCCGCCCCUCUGUCCCUUCUGCCGGCCUCUCUGGUUCCCUCUGCUGCAGGAAAAGCGCUGGUGCAGGCUUCUCUGGCGCCCCCUGCCUUCACGCAGACGCUGGCGCAGGCCUCUCUAGCGCCCCCUGCUCUCACGCAGGUGCAGUACAUCCUCCCCACUCUACCCACCUCCAACCCCAAGAGCCCCUCCCCUCAGCUGCCCGUCCAGCCAACCAGCGUCUUCACCCUGCCCUCAGCCCCGCCCACACACGUUUCACUGGCCAAUGGAAAACAGGCAGCGGUGGCACCAUUGACGGGAUAUGCCUCUAGUCCUGCAGUGGGAAUGGUCAGCCCUGGGACAGGAGUGCAAACACAAUCACAAGUCUUGCAGGGCAAGAUGAUUGUUCCCAUGGCGACAGUGAGGACAGCACAGGCCUCUUCUCAACCCUCAUUUCCUGUAGUGGCUCCUCCUCUUCCUGUCCAGAACGGAGGUCAAACAGGAAGUAAGAUCAUCCAGAUCGCUCCCAUGCCUGUCGUCCAAUCGCAGCUUUCCACAGGAGGAGCAAUGCAUUCUGGGAGCCCGUUCCCCAUUUCCAUGGCAACUGCCGCAGUGGUCACCCCAGGGUCCACCCCCUCUCAGGCAGUGCUACUGCCGCCCCCUCCAACAAGGAUUACUUAUGUUCAGUCCACACCAGGCAUCCCGUCUCCUUUGCCUCUGGUAUCCACGACAACAGGCUCCACCCAGUCAACCCCACCCCCUUCUGGAUCUGCAUAUGUGACAUCGCCCCUGGCAACGCUGGGCUUCACUGCUAUCGGCCCACCUGGUCAAACACCAGGUCAGCCUUCUUUGCUGGCUCCUGCCCCGUCCUCCAAUUGCCCCUCUGUUCAUGGCCCUCCCUCGGGAGCUGGGGGGCAGAUUGUCACCGCCAUCUACCCUCCCACCAGCGUCACCCUAGCAACGGGGGUGGUUUCCGUGGCCACGGUGGCCCCCCCUAGCGUGGUGUACACGGUGUCCGGUCCCUCCAGCAUGUCCCCCCACAUCCUGCCCAAACACACACCACCCCCCUCCCUCACACACACUCACACACACACACAUACGCUGCCACAGACUGAGCGACACGCACAGCUCAGCCUGGACAGAGCGUCAGAGUCCCACCCCCAGCAGGCCGACAGGCAGGCCGACUCCUGCUCCCCCCAGGCCGACAGGUCCUCCCUCCCCCAGCCCUUGGCCUCCAGUAAGGCUCCAGCCAGCUCGCAGGCGCCCCACUCUGUAGCGCCACAGCGGCCCCCCAGUCCCCCAGCACCCCCACACACAGGCAGUGCAUCGGGCACCCCGAAGCUGGUGUCUCACCCUGUGAGGACCCCUCAGAAGGUGAAGGCCACAGUGGCGUCCAUCCCGGUGGGAAGUUAUGAGGCUGGCAGCCGGGGGAAGGAGAGAGAGAAGGAGAGGGAGAAGGAGAGAGAGAGGGAGAAGGAGAGAGAGAGGGAGAGGGAGAAGGAAAAGGAGAGGGAGAGAGAGAAGGAGAGAGAGGAGAGGGAGCGAGAGAGCGCGUCCCGGUUCUCAUUCGAGAUGGACCACCCUGCUGAGUUGGGCAGCUCUCCGACCAGACCAGUGGAGGAGGGGUCCUCACAGGCACACAGCGCAGGCGACGCCCCGGACACCUCAGGCCGCAAAGAGGCCUCCACCAAAGAGGCUGAGUGGAAAGACUCACACCCCUUGUCUCCUUUGCCACCCCCCGCUCAGGGGGAGAAAGAUGCCCUCCCAGCCAAGAAGGUCAAAGCACGACCCCCACCCCUCAAGCGCACCUUUGACUCUGUCGACAAGGUUCUGUCGGAGGUGUACUUUGAGGAGCGAUUUGCUGAGCUGCCGGAGUUCCGUCCAGACGAGGUUCUACCUUCGCCGACUCUGCAGAGCCUGGCCACCUCCCCCCGUGCCAUCCUGGGCAGCUACCGCCGCAAGCGCAAGAACUCCACCGAUCUGGAUUCGUCCACGGAGGAUCCGGUUUCUCCAAAGCGGAAGAGUCGCCGGCGUUCCAGCUGCAGCUCUGAACCCAACACGCCUAAGAGCGCCGCCAAAUGUGAAGGAGACAUCUUCACCUUCGAGAGGCCAGGUGCGGAAGGCGAAGACCUUCUGGCGGAGCUGGAGUUUGAGAAGGUGCCGUACUCCUCUCUGCGGCGGACGCUGGACCAGCGCCGGGCCCUGGUCAUGCAGCUCUUUCAGGAGCAUGGAUUCUUCCCCUCCGCCCAGGCCACUGCGGCAUUCCAGGGCCGCUACUCGGACAUCUUCCCCACUAAGGUGUGUCUGCAGCUGAAGAUACGGGAGGUGCGGCAGAAGAUCAUGCAGACCGCCACCCCCUCUGAGACGAUUGGCCAGCUCUCCUCUGAUCCCGCGUCCCAGCCCGGCCCCUCUGGCAUGCAGGCCAAUGAGGGCACAGCAGGGGGGGAGCUCCUGUCGGAGCAGGAACAGGAAGUGGAGCAGAACAGCUCGGAGGAGUCCAGGGCUGCGGCCGACGCGCAGGACGCUACCAGAUGAGUUUGAUGGACACACUGCUCAUCCAGUCAGCAGCCUCUCUUUAUUCAGUCUGUGAGAGGGGCGGGGCCGAUGUGUCCAGGGCUCCUCGCUGGACCAACCGGAGUGUCCCACCGGUCACAUGCACAUGUAUGACACACACACACACACACACCCCUCCCUGUACACAUACCUACACACACACACACAGUACAAAUAUACACACACACACACACCUCCUGUACACAUACCUACACACACACAGUACACAUUUAUACACACACCUGUAGACAUACACACACCUAUACACGUAUAUACACACACCUACAUACAUACACACACACACACACACCAGUUGUCUAUACCUGUGUAUGGUUGGUGUAGGCAGUCUUAAAUACUCACACUUGAAUUGAACUAGUACACUGUUACUUUUACUUUACAUGAAGCUUCCAUAAUUGCCAGUGGACGGCGGACAGUGGGACUGACCAGUAAGAAUCUGCCAUACGGACAGAGCCCUCCCCCUGUGGCCGCUAGGUCAUCGUGGAUUGGCUUCUGCAUUUAUUUAAGAAGCCAACCAAUUCUGCUGCUUUAAACAAUCAAAGACAUUUUGUAAUUGGUCCAAUGUUGGCUGGGGAGGAGGAGCUUUGGCUAAUGCUGGUGACGGGAUUGGCUGAUUGGCUCUGCCGGACCGUGAGGGGCUGGGCCCCCAUUGGCUGAGCGUUUGGAAGGUUUACCUUGUUGUUCUUCUGUUUGUUGUUUUCUUCUCACUCUCUGUUGUCAUGGAGACGAGAUGUGUGCACUGAAGCGCUGGAGUGUUCUGCCUUCACCAUGGCAACUCCAAAUCAACAUGUCCAUUCCAGUGUUGUUGCCAUGGAACCUACAGCCAGAGCGGUCCCCUUCCGUGAUUGGCUGAAACUCCAUCCAUGAAGGAAGGGGGCGGAGAGAGGGCGGAGCAAGGCCACGCCUGUCUUCUGAUUGGACAGAUUUGUAUGAUUAUGUUUUUAUAAGCCGCCAGGCAUCUGUACCUUUUUUUAUUUGAUUUUAAGCCGAAGAAGUCCGUCGUUGUGUUUUUAAAGCGGUUGAUUUGAAACGCCGUUCUGUAUGACCCUUGUGUGUCUGUAGGAUAACUGCUCUCUCUGACUCCUCCCCAUCUGUGCUGUCAUGGUCCUGACCCCACCUACCUGCCUUCAUUUUUUUUCAUCUCUUUUUGUUUCUGUCCAAUUUGAGGUCCAUUCAACUCCCAUCCCCCCCUUCAAAGGACCAGAGAGUGACUGCAGCAAGAUAUAGCCCCUCUAUGACUCCUCCCCCUCUCCUACCCCCUAUAUGACUCCUCCCCCUCACUCUCCUCUGUUCACCUCCACCUCCUCUCCUCUUUUCCUUGCUUGCUCUUCUCCUGUGUCUUCUCCUCCUCUCCUCUCCUCUCUCUCCUCCUCUCCAUCCAGUGGUUCUCUCCUCCCCUGGGCCGUAGUGUCCGGUCGUGUCGUCAUGGGAGACAUGGUGGUUCUGUUGUACAUACUUACUGUAGAGCCCGGAGACUCUUGUGUUGAGGGGACAAACAAACGCUUUGUUGAAUAUUAAAGUGACCAUUGGCGGCCGUGCAGCUGUAAACUGGAGGUUUAAGUAAUAAAUAAAUAUGAAUAUUCAUAAAUAAAUAUGAAUAUUAAUAAAUAAAUAUAAAUGAAUAUUAACUCUUUGUGUUACUCCUUGUUUUACCAGUAAAGUAUGCAAGACAGACAUUUCUAUCAGUAACUGCUACAUUUGUAUCUGUAACUUUCAGUAUACAAAUAAAUUAGACGUUCCAGUCAAUGAC